[Torrubiella] hemipterigena is the source of this 647-nucleotide messenger RNA. The record is from the annotation of a GenBank genome assembly. Lineage: Eukaryota; Fungi; Ascomycota; Sordariomycetes; Hypocreales; Clavicipitaceae.
GGCAGCGCCUACAACACCGCUACAACAAACAACCUCUAAACUCUACACAUUACAGCCUUGCCAAAACCACCACUAGCCUAUCGCUACCAUUGUUCCUGAUAUAAAUAUAUACUACAACACUAACGGCAUAAAAUCCCAUCAUAAUGGUCUACACGAUUGUCGUCCACCUCUACGCCAAAGAAGGCGAGGACAACAUUGCCCGCCUCCACGCCAAGCUCAUCGAGGCCAGCCGCAUCUACUCGCAGGACAAGGAGACCAUUUCCUGGUUUGUUAUGCAAGACACUAAAGACCCGCGAGCAUUUACUAUUGUCGAGAGAUAUGAGAAAGAAAGCAGUCAAGAGUAUCACCUUAACAACCCGUACUGGAAGACAUUCGAUCCAUAUGUGAUUCCCCUGCUGGAGAAGCCCAUGGACUUGCGACGAUUUGAAGAAUUGGACACAAGCAAGGCCGUCGAGGUGCCCAAGUAGAGUGAACCAUGGAAAAUACCCCUCAACAGAGCAGCUUUUGAUACGGUGUGGGAAGCUACGAUAAGGUUGACCAGGAACAUAAACAAUCUGAUUAUACACUACGGCAUCAAUUACGCUUAUAAAAAUCUCAAUUAAAAGCUACAAUCUAAUUCAAAAUAUAUACAUUGCAUUUUUAUUACU